Molecule: messenger RNA, 824 nt
Organism: Dictyostelium purpureum
Lineage: Eukaryota; Evosea; Eumycetozoa; Dictyosteliales; Dictyosteliaceae
Exons: 1
Coding region: 1-759 (252 amino acids)
Source: RefSeq, a predicted model, not a curated record
AUGAUUAAAUCAUCUUUAAAAUUAUCAAUAAAUAAUAUCAGAUAUUAUAGCUCAGCAGCUUUAAGCACUAAUGGAUUUGGUGGAAUUCAAUCAAUUUUAGGUCAAAAUCAAGCUGUUCAAUUUAGCACACCAAUUUCAAAAGGAAACACAGUAAUUUUUAAACAUCCAGUUGAACAAAUUCCAUUCCAACCAAAAAAAAUACAUAAAAAGACAUUAGAACACAAUUUUAAAGAAAAUGAAAUCAAUCAAAUGAAAAAACUUCGUGUCGAAGGUAAAUCAUUAGAAAAGAUUGCAGAACAAUAUAAAACUCAAUCAAAAGUUGUAUCAGUUUUAACAAAAUCAGACCCAGCUGUUCGUCAAAUCCAAAUUGAAAAUCAUCGUAUCAAGGGUCCAAAGAGUCAAGAGUCUGCUGAAAUUAAAAAAGCAAGACUCGAAGAAUGGACUAAAAAAAAUCAACAAAGAGAAUAUGACCUCAAAGUUAUCAAAGCUGCAGAAUCCCACGAACGUAUAAUUAGACAAAGAAGAGAUAUCAAUGAAAUGAACACCAUUGGUCACCAAGAAUCUUUCGAUAUGAUCUUAAAAAAUCAAACAAGAGAUGCAUUAAAGAAUCAACAAAAAUUUUUAACACCAGAUGAAAAGAAAUCAAGAGCUAAAAUGCUUUCUAAUUUACGUCGUCGUAAGGUAGUAGAUGAUGUCUCUAAAAAACAAGAAAUGGCUCAACGUGCUAAAAACAAAACUGCAAAGAAAACAAGAGAAUAAAAUCAUUUUUAAAAUAAUAUAAAUAAAAUAAUCGUAAUAAAAAACAAAACAAAAAAACAAUAUUU